Molecule: messenger RNA, 2561 nt
Organism: Lynx canadensis (Canada lynx)
Lineage: Eukaryota; Metazoa; Chordata; Mammalia; Carnivora; Felidae
Gene: PNMA3
Product: PNMA family member 3
Exons: 2
Coding region: 286-1677 (463 amino acids)
Molecular function (GO): nucleic acid binding; zinc ion binding
Source: RefSeq, a predicted model, not a curated record
GCAGGCGCCGGCGCGCUAGCCCACGUGCCGCGCUGAGAGAGGGACAGGGAGAGGAAGAAGGAGAGGGAGUGAGAGGCAGCCAGGAAAAGAGGGGCGCACGACCCCGCUGCCGCUCGGCGCAGCCCCUGCGCCCCACCUGCUGGGACCUCGACGAGGAAGGACCCCGACCCAGAGGAAGGCUGUGGAGAUCUGGGCUGUCUGCUGUCGCCCUGGGAGUUGGCCUGAUACAUGUGCACCACGCAGUGAUCAUUAUCCCCUAAAUUAGGCUCCACAGAGAUUGGGGACAUGCCAUUGACCCUGUUGCAGGAUUGGUGUCGGGGGGAACAUCUGAACACGCAGAGGUCCAUGCUUAUCCUGGGGAUUCCUGAGGACUGUGGUGAGGAUGAAUUUGAGGAGACUCUCCAGGAUGCUCUCAGGCACCUGGGCAGGUAUAGGGUCAUUGGCAGGAUGUUCAGGAGGGAAGAGAAUGCCCAAGCAUUUCUCUUGGAGCUUGCCCAAGAUAUUGACUAUGCUUUGAUCCCCAGGGAAAUACCCGGAAAGGGAGGGCCCUGGGAAGUGGUUGUAAAACCUCGGAACUCAGAUGGGGAAUUUCUCAAUAGACUGAACCGCUUCUUAGAGGAGGAGAGGCGGACAGUGUCAGAUAUGAACAGAGUGCUUGGAUCAGACACCAACUGCCCUGCUCCAAGAGUGGCCAUAUCACCUGACUUCUGGACCUGGGCCCAGACCCUGGGGGCAGCAGUGCAGCCUCUGCUAGAACAAAUGUUGUACAGAGAACUAAGAGUCUUUUCUGGGAACACUGUGUCCAUCCCAGGGGCGUUAGCCUUUGAAGCCUGGCUUGAGCACACCACUGAGGUGCUACAGAUGUGGCAGGUGCCUGAGGGUGAAAAGAGGCGGCGGCUGAUGGAAUGCUUGCGGGGCCCUGCUCUGCAGGUGGUCAGUGGGCUCCGGGCCAACAAUGCUGCCAUAACUGUGGAGGAGUGCCUGGCAGCCCUGCAACAGGUAUUUGGACCUGUGGAAAGUCGUAAAAUCGCCCAUGUGAAAUUUUAUAAGGCCUAUCAGGAGGUGGGAGAGAAAGUCUCCAGCUUUGUGUUGCGUUUGGAACCCCUGCUCCAAAGAGCUGUAGAAAAAAAUGCAGUAUUGCGAAGGAAUGUGAAUCAGGCUCGCCUGAAACAAGUCUUAAGUGGGGCUACCCUUACUGACAAACUUCGAGACAGGCUUAAGUUGAUGAAACAGCGAAGGAAACCACCUGGUUUUCUGGCACUGGUGAAGCUCCUGCGUGAGGAGGAGGAGUGGGAGGCCACUUUUGGUCCAGAAAGGGGGAGGCUACAGGGGCUGGAUGCAGGAGUAAGGGCAUCUGCCAGAGCCAAUGCUCUCAGAGCAGUGUCUUUUGCUGCCCCUGGCAGCACUCUUCAGGCCAGGCCUUCCCAAGGUUCCCGGCGCAGGAGAGGCAGAGGACAGCAUCGAAGGGGGCGUGUGCUAAGGGCCAGCUCCCGAGGUUCAGGAAAACGGAAACAUCACACAUUCUGCUAUAGCUGUGGAGAAGAUGGCCACAUCAGGGCACAGUGUAGCAACCCUCCAAACCCGCUCUUGGUAAAGCAGAAGAGACAGGCUGCAAUGGAGUCGGGAAAUGGGAACAGGGCUUGGGAAAAGAGCCAUCCCAAGCCCAAAGCCAAGUAGGCUCAGGAGAACAGGGCACCUCUUCUUAUUUCAGGCAGAGGAAACAAAAGAGAUAUUGGAAAAAGGGAAAGGGGCAGCCCACAGAAACAGCAGGGGACUUGAGUGGGGUAGAGGGGCAAAGAAGCCAUGCCCAGGCUGAGCCCCCUCAUCCUCUACCAGAUGAAAAAGACUCCACUCACCAAGCUACAUGGGACUCAGUGAAGGCCAACAGUGCACUGAAGAGGUGCCAGAGACACAACUGGGGGGUUGCCCCACCCAGCACAUGGGGUGCACCAGCUGCAGGCAAAGACCCCAACACAGCAGAGGCUGAAGAAAGUAGAGCUGGGGACUCAUUCAUCAGCCCCAUCAUCUGGCCACCCCCAAAUGCCCACCCUGUGGGCUCUGAGCUAAAGAUGCCAACUGGCCCGCAGGCCAUGUGGGGCCUGGAGGAGCCUUCCCCAGGACCAGCCCUGCCUGAAGGAGUCAUCUCAGGCAAAGAAGAGCUGUACAACAGACAGGUAAUGCCCCAGACAGGAGGCCACAUGGUCCAGCCUGUUUUCAAGAUUAUCUAUCUACACUAUUCUAGGGGACCCCCAGGAAGGCAGAACCCUCAAGCCCCUGCACAAGUGAGGGCAGGAGAACCAAAGGCUCUGGGAGCCUAGCACCAGCCUACAGGCAGUUUCCUUCUGCUGCAGCCUGGAAGGGCUAUAGGGGCAAGGAGAGCAAAAACUACAAGGAGAAGAUCCUUGGGCCAGAGCUUCAGCUCAGCCUGGCAGGUGGGAGUACUGGUACUUGGUGGGCCAGUACCUCACAGCUGGCUUUGGUGUGAGUGAGUGUGUAGCAGAGAAACUUUGGUUCCAAAGCAGGAGGAGGAGGAAGAGGAAGAGAAGGAAGUGGAAGAGGAG